UUGGACUUGCAACACGAUUAGCCGCAAUGUGAAUUAUAAGUUUCAGAAAACUUUGCGUCUUAAUUUUGUUUCUGUGGGAACACUUUGUCUUAAAAGUUCCAAAAUAUAUUAAAGUAGCCAAAUGAAAGUUGUUGUAUAAUUUGAAUGUUAUCUAAAUAUAUAAUACUAUGAUAUGUUUAUGUUUGAUUUGAAAACAAUUUUGGAUGAAAAGAUUCUUGUUGUGAUCAUGAGAGAUUUAAAUGGUUUCAAAUAUCUGCUGAUACAAAAAUACUGAAAGUUCAAAGGUUUGUUUUACUACAUAUGAAUUCAAAUGAAUUUCAGUGCCUUUAAAAUGUCUUGGCUUUAUUUACUGAUUUAUAUAUUACUCAAAAAAUAACUGUAUACUAUUAAUUACUUGGAAUGGCUGGAGAAGAGAGUAAUUCACUCACUCCUUCUCCUCAAAUUGAGCCUCAGUUUUUAUGCAAUAUGUAUUCUGCUGCUGCUUUUGUUUUCCAGGCAGCUAAGGAAAAACAAGAAAUGCGAAUGCAUAAAGACAGACCACAUUCAUGUGAAGUGUGUAAAAAAACAUUUACUUUGAAAGGAAAUCUGAAACGUCAUAUGUUGACACACACUGGUGAACGUCCUUAUAUUUGUAAUAUAUGUUCAAAACGGUUUGUUCAACAAAGUAAUCUAAAAAUGCAUCUAUUAACUCAUACUAAUGAAAGUCCGUUUGCAUGUAACUUAUGUCAAAAGUCCUUUAAGCAGAAGUAUUUCCUCAAAAGACAUAUGAUGAUUCAUACAGGAGAAAGACCUUUUAACUGUUCGAUUUGUAGCAAAACUUUCAGACAGAAAUCACAUUUGAAAACCCAUGCUCUUUUGCAUUCUGGAGAUAAGCCACAUAUAUGCGAUAUUUGUGGGAAAUGUUUUGUUGUAAAAAGUAGGCUAAAGACACAUUUUUUGUCACAUACAAAAACUAAACAUGCUUGUGAUGUUUGUCAUAAAUGCUUUUCUUUGAGAAAUCAUCUGAAAGAUCAUAUGCAAUCUCAUGCAGCUGAACGAAGUUCUCAUUGUGGACUAUGUGGGAAAAAUUGCAGGCAAACUUGUAGCUUAAAGUUAUCUCUCCUGCCAGGUCGUAUGUAACAUAAGUAUUUAUUUUGUGUGUUUAAAAUUUUUGUUCAUGGAUUUGAUGUAUUGAUUUAUUAUGUGAUGUUUAAAAAUAUUUUAUUUAAUUUUAAAAGGAUGGAAACUAUAUGGUCCUUAUACCAUUUUAAAAAAUCUGUUUCAAUUUAUAAUGACUAUUUAGAUUUUAAAAAGUUGUAUUAAUUCAUAAUUCAUGAAACUUUUGUUGGAAAAGAACAUUUAAUGUUGAGUCAUGCACCUUUUAUAAGCUAGCAUUAAUUUUCUUUUGUAAUGCACAACUAACACCCAAUAUUUUAAAAUGAUGUAUCCAUUGAUGAUAUAGAUGAUUUAUUUCUCCUUUUUUGAAUUAUCUUAAAUGCAUUGCUUUUUAAAUUUACCUCCUAACAUUGUCAACUUAUUAUCAUUACUUUUUAAAAACAGUUUUACCAACCUUCAUAAUUAAA
Molecule: messenger RNA, 1562 nt
Organism: Argiope bruennichi
Lineage: Eukaryota; Metazoa; Arthropoda; Arachnida; Araneae; Araneidae
Product: gastrula zinc finger protein XlCGF49.1-like
Exons: 2
Coding region: 400-1119 (239 amino acids)
Biological process (GO): regulation of transcription by RNA polymerase II
Molecular function (GO): DNA-binding transcription factor activity; RNA polymerase II cis-regulatory region sequence-specific DNA binding
Source: RefSeq, a predicted model, not a curated record